GACCGCAAACAGCAGCUGCAGAACCAAGGAAGAGGAAGGGGCGGAGCUGCUGGGCCGGCUGUCGUGAGCCUGGGGCUGCUGUCACUGGCGCCGUCUGCUGCCCCAGGCGGGCCAGCCCCGUCUGAAGGCGACAGCGAGUCGGGAGGACGAAGCUGCCCGGUUUAGGAAUUCAGGCAAUGCCCCGCCUCGGAGGCUCUCCCUGCCACAGCCGCGGCCACCCCAGCUCCACUGGCCGGGAGCAGGCACCGAGCAAGUCCUCGGGGUCCCCCAGCCUGGGGCUCCUGUGGGUGGCCCUGGCCCUGGCCCUGGCAUUGGCCCUGUCUGACUCCAGGGCUGGGGCCCACCCUCUUCCCAUCCAAGGCCCUGACGUGCUCGGCCGCUUAGUACCCCAGCUCCGUGCCGCCUUUGGGUGGUGGAACCUCAGCUGCCCGGCUUGCAAAGGUCUGUUCACAGCCAUCGACUUCGGGCUGAAGAGGGAGUCUGGCGUGGCAUGGGUGGGCUCCGUGGCCACCAAGAUGUGCAUGAGGCUGAAGAUAGCACCACCUGCCGUGUGCCAGUCCACCAUCCAGCUGUUUGAGGACGAUAUGGUGGAGGUGUGGACACGCUCAGUGCUCAGCCCCUCAGAGGCUUGUGGCCUAAUCCUGGGCUCCACCUGUGGGAAAUGGGACAUCUUUUCAUCAUGGAACAUCUCCUUGCCGGAUGUGCCAAAGCCCACCCCUCAACCACCCAAGCCCCCAGCUCCUGGGGCCCCGGUCAGCCGGGUCCUCUUCCUCACCGACCUGCACUGGGAUCAUGACUACCUGGAGGGCACGGACCCCAACUGUGAGGACCCUCUGUGUUGCCGCCGGGACUCAGGCCCACCGCCUGCCUCCCGCCCAGGUGCCGGAUACUGGGGCGAGUACAGCAAGUGUGACCUGCCCCUGAGGACUCUGGAGAGCAUGUUGAGUGGGCUGGGCCCAGCUGGCCCUUUUGACAUGGUGUACUGGACAGGAGACAUCCCUGCCCACAAUAUCUGGCACCAGUCUCGGCAGGACCAGCUGCGGGCCCUGACCACUGUCACUGCCCUUGUGAAGAAGUUCUUGGGGCCGGUGCCUGUGUACCCUGCUGUGGGCAACCAUGAAAGCACGCCUGUCAACGGCUUCCCUCCCCCCUUCAUAGAGGGCAACCACUCUUCCCGAUGGCUCUAUGAGGCUAUGGCUCAGGCCUGGGAGCCCUGGCUGCCUGCUGAGGCUCUUCACACCCUCAGAAUUGGGGGGUUCUAUGCCCUCUCCCCACGCCCUGGCCUCCGCCUCAUCUCUCUCAAUAUGAAUUUUUGUUCCCGUGAGAACUUCUGGCUCUUAAUCAACUCCACAGAUCCUGCUGGGCAGCUCCAGUGGCUGGUGGGAGAGCUCCAGGCUGCUGAGGACAGAGGAGACAAAGUACAUAUAAUCGGACACAUUCCCCCAGGGCACUGCCUUAGGAGCUGGAGCUGGAAUUAUUACCAGAUUGUUGCCAGGUAUGAGAACACCUUGGCUGCUCAGUUCUUUGGCCACACCCACGUGGACGAGUUUGAGAUCUUCUAUGACGAGGAGACUCUGAGCCGGCCAGUGUCUGUAGCCUUCCUGGCGCCCAGUGCCACCACCUACAUUGGUCUCAAUCCUGGUUAUCGGGUCUACCAGAUAGAUGGCAAUUACUCUGGGAGCUCUCAUGUGGUGCUGGAUCACGAGACCUACAUCCUGAACCUGACGGAGGCCAACAAGCCAGGAGCCACAGCACACUGGCAGCACCUUUACACAGCUCGAGAAACCUAUGGGCUGCCCAAUGUUCUGCCUGCCGCCUGGCACGACCUGGUUUACCGCAUGCGGGGUGACACUCAGCUAUUCCAGACGUUCUGGUUUCUCUACCAUAAAGGACACCCACCCUCGGAGCCCUGUGGCACACCCUGCCGUCUCACCACCCUAUGUGCCCAGCUCUCUGCCCGCUCUGACAGUCCUGCUCUAUGUCGCCACCUGGUGCCAGAUGCAAGCCUCUUCGAUGCCCAGAGCCUGCAACCUCGGCCACCUUUCUGCUAGCAUAUCCAGGGCUCAGUGUUGGGGGGGAAAAAAAAGUCCCAGAGGGCCGCUGUGAUGGGGAUGGAAGUGGAACAGCCUUUUGCAGAGCCCAAGCACACCAGGAAAUAGGAUCUUCGUCCUCGGAGCUGCUUUAGCAAGGUAUGAGAGAGGGUUGACUGCUCUGCCUGUGCCUGCUGUCCUUGUGUGGCCUUGGAUCAGGGAUCUAAGUUGGCGCUCUACUGAGCAGACCAGACAGCUGUCACCCCAGACCUGUGCUGGCCAUCCAGGAACUCUGCACUGCUGCUGCCUGUCACCAGGCUGUUAAAAUAAAGAUAAGAGACUAUGACUUCA
This is a messenger RNA of Erinaceus europaeus (western European hedgehog), 2381 nucleotides long. RefSeq names its product sphingomyelin phosphodiesterase 1 (gene SMPD1). Gene Ontology annotation, molecular function: acid sphingomyelin phosphodiesterase activity. The transcript is spliced from 6 exons. Gene Ontology annotation, biological process: ceramide biosynthetic process; sphingomyelin catabolic process. Gene Ontology annotation, cellular component: lysosome. Lineage: Eukaryota; Metazoa; Chordata; Mammalia; Eulipotyphla; Erinaceidae. Bases 177 to 2051 code for a protein of 624 amino acids. The record is from RefSeq and is a predicted model, not a curated record.